AUGAGUUUUGCAAGAACUGAAAGACGUAAAUCAAUGGCGGAACGUAGACCAAGUACUAGCUACACUCCCCCAGUUAUUCCUCAUUUGGCCGGAUUGGAGAAACCACAGGAUCAAUAUUUGAAAUUAAACAACUGUGACGUAUUAAUCUUGGGUACGGGUUUACAAGAAAGUAUUUUGGCCGCUUCUUUAUCAUGGCAAGGUACUCAAGUUUUACAUAUCGAUCAAAAUAACUAUUAUGGUGAUUCUUGUUCAACUUUAACUAUAGAACAAAUCAAAAAAUGGUGUAUGGAUGUAAAUAAUGGUAAAAUUAAUCAUUUCCAAGAUGCCCAAAUUUAUAUCCCUGGUGGGAAAUUCACUAAUCAAUUUAAUUCAAAAGAUUAUGGGAUUGAUUUGACUCCUAAAAUUAUGUUUUGUCAAAGUGAUUUAUUGAGUUUAUUAAUAAAAUCAAGAGUUUAUCGAUAUUUGGAAUUCCAAAGUUUGUCUAAUUUCCAUGUAUUUGAAAAUGAUGAUUUCCAACAAAAAGUAAAUGCAACUACCAAACAAGAUAUUUUCACCGAUAAAUCAUUAUCUUUGAAAACAAAGAGAAAUUUAAUGAAAUUUUUAAAAUUUUUAUUAUUAGAUCCAGAAAUUGAAUACAAGGAAAAGAUAAAACCAUAUAAGGAUUCUCCAAUUCAAGAUUUCUUGAAACAAGAAUUCAAAUUAGAAGAACCUCAAAUUAAUGAAUUGGUUUAUUCAAUUGGAUUAAGUUAUAAAGAACAAACAAACACAAAACAAGCUUUGAUUAGAAUGAAAAGAUUCUUGAGUUCAUUUGAUAUUUAUGGUAAAUUCCCUUGUAUGGUUUCAAAAUUUGGUGGACCAGGUGAAUUGCUGCAAGGUUUCUGUAGAAGUGCUGCUGUUGCUGGUACAACUUAUAAAUUGAACACAAAAUUGGUUGAUUUUGAUCCAACUUCAAAGAUUGCCCAUUUUGAUGAUGGUUCUCAAAUUAAAAUUAAUGAAAAACUUGUCAUUUCUCCAACUCAAUUACCAAAAUUCUUACAAUCUUCUUAUGAUAAAGUUGUCGAGAAUUUAAAACCUUUUUAUAUCACAAGAUUUGUUACUGUUGUUAGACGUGAUUGUAAAGAAUGGAUGUCUGGAAAUGAAUCACUGGCUAUUGUUGUAUUCCCACCUCAUUCAUUACCUACAAAUAAUAAUUUUUCAGUUCAAGUUAUAAUUCAAAAUGGAGGUUCAGGAGUUUGUCCAAACGGUCAAGCUAUUUGGUUUAGUAAUACUAUUGAACAAGAUUUAAAUCGUGCUAAAGCUGAUUUAGAAUCUGCAUUUGAAAAAAUGGAAGCUUCAUUAUUAAGAGAAAGUUCAUCUGAUGAAAUUGUUAAUGAUAUAUUGGAUGAAGAAGAUUUCGUCAUGAGUGAACAAGGUACUCCAAUACUUGCAAAUUCAUUCAAAUUGGGCUCUUCAUUGAUUAAUUUUGUUCCUAAAGAGAAAUUGGAAAUUGUUUGUAAAUUGGGUUAUGUGGAAAAAACAUACAUCAAUCCAGAUUUAUCAAAUAUUUUCAAACCAAAUGAAUCAAACAAUAUAAUUUAUAAAAAUGUUCAAGAUUCAAAUAAUGAAAUAAUUUUCUCCAAUAUGCCAAGUUCAGAAUUAAGUUAUGAUGGAAUUAUAACAGAUGUUAAAUCAAUUUAUCAAAAAAUCACAGGAACAACUGAUGAUUUCUUUGAUGUUGAUUUUGAAGAUGAUGAAGAUGAAUAUGAUAGAAAUAAUCAACCCGUUGUGCCUCCAAAAAGACCAUCUGUUGUUGGAGGUAUUGUUGGUGGUGGUAACCACGGUAAUUCUAGUAAUGCCAAUUCAGGUACAAAUCUUGCUGCUUUCAGAGAACAACUGAGUAAUAAUAAUAACAAUGAAAAUGCUAUUGAUUCAGAUGAUGAUUCCGAUGAUGAAAUGAGAAAUGAUGAUGAAGAAGAAGAUCAAGGUAGAGGUCCAGAACCUUUCGGAGCAGAUGAAAUGGAACUAUAA
This is a messenger RNA of Candida tropicalis MYA-3404, 2007 nucleotides long. Its product is annotated as GTPase-activating protein. The transcript has a single exon. Gene Ontology annotation, biological process: vesicle-mediated transport; protein geranylgeranylation; small GTPase-mediated signal transduction. Gene Ontology annotation, cellular component: cytosol; Rab-protein geranylgeranyltransferase complex; nucleus. Gene Ontology annotation, molecular function: GDP-dissociation inhibitor activity. NCBI's taxonomy places the organism in Eukaryota, Fungi, Ascomycota, Pichiomycetes, Serinales, Debaryomycetaceae. The coding region runs from base 1 to 2007 and encodes 668 amino acids. The record is from RefSeq and is a predicted model, not a curated record.